Messenger RNA from Osmia lignaria (orchard mason bee), 4203 nucleotides. NCBI's taxonomy places the organism in Eukaryota, Metazoa, Arthropoda, Insecta, Hymenoptera, Megachilidae. The record is from RefSeq and is a predicted model, not a curated record.
UCGUGUCGCGCGAAUGUUACGUAACAACUUUCACCGGUUCGAAAAUUUUCGAAAGACGCGAUAGUGUAGGCGUGUAAGUACGAGACUCAAGGCAUCGUACAAAGACCAGUUUACCGACUUUCUCCGACAUCCUCUCGCUUUCGUUUGCCGGUUUGUCGGUCGCCCGGCCCAUUGUUCCGAUCGUUCCGUACGAUUCACCGUCAGUCGACCUUCCGCGGCGAUCGAGAACUUUACAACCGCGAAUUUUUAAAAAGUUGCAGGAUGAGAUUGUGGGCGUUUUUAUUACUCGGCGUAGCCGGGAGCAGCGUCGCGACUAUGAUUCCCAUAGACACCCCAUCCUCGUUGCGUUUGGAUACAGGGAAACCGGAGUGGUCCUGGCAAAGCGAGGACCUUCCAUCAGCCAGCGGACCAGGGAACAAAAGAGAAGUGCCAGAAACGAGCGCGAAUACGAAUGCAGAGUUAAUCGUCGAAGAAAAUGCCCAACCAUCGGUGGAAUCCGUGAUCGAGGAAAUUCUCGUUUCUAAUCGACAGGGUCGCAACAUCGAGGGCUACGAUCAAAUAUAUUCCGACCCCAACGUGAAGAACGCCCUUCAACUGGGGAACGAUACGAUCGCCAGAUCGUACAUCAGAGAUAAACUAUGCUCCCUGGGAUUAAUGAACUGCGAGAAUGUCGAAGGACGUCGACCUUACUACUCUCCCCAUCGCGGUAUACAUCCUCAGGAUAUAAUUUACGCUCAACCUGUCACAAUCAAGCCAGUCGGAAGACCAUUGCCAGCUAUCCCGGUUAAACGACCCUACGGAGUUUCCCUAAAACCUGGCCCACCCUCUCCUGGCUUUAUCUCCUCCGGACCACCCUCGGAAGUGAUCUACGGAUCAGCAGGAGCGGCGCAUCCACCGAUUUCGCAUUUCCCCCCAGGUUUAAUUGGUUCCUACCCCGGGUUCAAGAAACCGGGCCCGAUUCCGUCGUUCGGAUCGAAGCCGGUGUACGAAUCAGGGUUGUUGAACGAAGGAUUCAGCUACGACGGCAUCGACAAGAAACAAAUCUCGCUGAGACCUUCCCUUGGUACCGAGGCAGUUCAACAACACGUUCAUCAUCAUUAUCAUCACCCGGAGGGCGCGGGUGGAUCCUCCUUCGUGCCGAGCACGAUAGGCCAGGGUGCCAGUUACGGAGCCGUUGGGACGAGCUUCGAAGAGGUUUCUAACGCCGGUGGCUUCCAAGAUUUCGAUGAUUAUAAAAAGGCGUUCAAAGUGAAAGGAACGAGCAACGAUGGAAAUGGUUUGAGUGGUUCCGUCUCGACGAACAAUUAUGCCGAACAGUAUCCCGUUUACGAGAAGCCAGCACGAGACUUUUCCUUCGGUAAAGCAGACGCUCAGAAGACUGGCAAGUACUUUUCUCCGGGCAAUUAUGUCUCUUCGAACGCGGUACAGAGUAGCGUUAAUGAUUACACUGCUUCCGGAUCGGCGAACAAUAAUUAUUUCAACUCUUACGGUAAUGGUAACAAUAAUGGGAAUUUUGGAAACGAUUUCUCCGCGGGCUUUGCCUCCGACUGCGUUUGCGUGCCAUACGAUCAAUGCCCUGGAGAACACGCUGGACGUAAAGACGAUCUUUUCCUACCAAUCGAUCCCCGUAAUUUAAAUAAGAAUAUCGAAUCGGAGAAUGCGGAGGUGGUUGUAAAUGGAACAUCUACGAUCGUCCGGGUGGCGAAGAGUACCGAGAUCGAUUCGAACGCUUCUUCGGAAAGCACUGGACAGGAGGAGACAGAAUCGCAGGGAAAUGUGAGGAGCAAGAGAGGAACCGACGAAUCUGAGAACAUCGAGGGCAGGAAGAAGAGUAACGGUGAAGGGAGACUCGAUGCUAGCGAUCUGGACUCUUCGAAAUUAAACCUCAAGCCAACCUGGGGGAUCAGUUUCGGUCUACCUCAAACCGGUGGUUCGUACCCGAUAGGUCCUCACGGUGACAAUGUCCUGGUAAAUCCGUACAGAGGGUACGGUACGGCCGAUCAAGGUAUAAAUUUCGGCCUGGUUUCCGUGAAUCCUCUGCUAGCCGUACAAUUCACCAAAGACGAGUACGGCGAGAAGGUGGUAAAACCGUUUGUCAAUCUCCACGUGACGCCUAAUCAGAAUCUCGUUCAGAAACUCGGUCAUCUGCUGUCACAAAAGAAGGAAACGCUGUUCGAUAAUUACGGGAAUAACUACGCGCCGCAUUACUAUCCCUCGAAACCAGUCGGGUUUCACGAAAAACCGUACUACGUGAAACCUCCUCGUUAUCCCCCUCAUCACUAUAACGGCCAUCACGAGACACCUUAUCCUCAUCACCACGAAUACUCCGAUUACUAUCGUGGCGACGACGACGAUUACGAUUACGAUUACGACGAGAAUUAUCACGGUUCCGCGCGUAGCAACGGUAACAAACAGUCCACAGGGAAAGUAUCAUUUCCGAGCCGAAGAAAACGCGAGGUGCAAUUAUCGAAAGAUGUAACCGAGAGACAGUUCCUCGGCGCUCCACGAGCUUGCGGGCCCGGUUACGUUUGCUGUUCGAAGAGGCAACCGAUGAGGAAACCACAGCCUGGACAGUGCGGAGUUAGAUACACACAGGGUAUCAAUGGAAGAAUAAAAACUCCUUCGUACGUCGAUGGAGAUGCUGAAUUCGGCGAAUAUCCAUGGCAAGUUGCCAUUCUGAAGAAAGAUCCAACGGAGAGCGUCUACGUCUGCGGAGGAACUCUCAUUUCCUCUCGACACAUCCUCACAGCCGCUCACUGCAUAAAAACUUACGCUCCUCGAGAUCUCCGGGUCCGACUCGGGGAAUGGGACGUAAAUCACGACGUCGAAUUCUAUCCCUACAUCGAACGAGACGUGGCAAGUGUCCAGGUGCAUCCGGAAUUCUAUGCAGGAACCCUUUACAACGAUAUCGCGAUACUUAGGAUCGAUCACGACGUCGAUUUCCAAAAGAAUCCUCACAUCAGCCCUGCCUGUUUACCGAACACACGCGAGGAUUUCACGAGGAACAGAUGCUGGACGACCGGUUGGGGCAAAGACGCCUUUGGGGACUUCGGGAAAUAUCAGAACAUUUUGAAAGAGGUCGACGUGCCUGUAGUGAGUAAUCAAAUUUGCGAGCAACAAAUGAGAAGAACGAGAUUGGGUCCGGGAUUUAAUCUUCAUCCAGGAUUCAUUUGCGCCGGAGGAGAGGAAGGAAAGGACGCGUGCAAAGGAGAUGGCGGUGGUCCGAUGGUUUGCGAACGAAACGGUCGUUGGCAACUCGCUGGAAUCGUGUCCUGGGGAAUCGGUUGUGGACAACCAGGCGUUCCUGGUGUCUAUGCUCGCGUUUCUCAUUAUCUCGAUUGGAUACAGCAAAUCGUGAAUCGUUAUUAACAUCCCCAUACAACUUGCCCUGAUUUUUAUUUCAAUGUAUUAUAAGAACGCGUAAUUAUUUGCGAUAGUUCGUAAGUGUGUAUAAUUUAAUUCCAAUGUAUUUGUUUUCCAUUUAAUUUACACGUGGGAUAUAGAAUGGAUUAAUUAUUCUUGUUGAACGUGAUUCGAAAUGUAUUCGGAUCGUUGAGUAAUGCAUUUUAUUUGCAAUCUGUUUGUUAUGUAACUACAUUUUAAUGAACAAUAUGAAAUCCUGAUAAUUAAUUUUUUUAUUUAUUUCUUUUGAACUUUUCUUUUCUUUUUUUUUUUCUUCAAUCUGUUACUAAAUACUUAGACGAUCAUUUGACGUUAGUGAUUACUCCGUUUCAUAGUCGAAGGAGAAAAACUAACGAUUAAAGACUGCAGUGUUUAUCUAGACGUAUUAUUACUUAUAUAGAAUACGUUAUAUCAGUAGUUAUGAGCACUCGUAUGGACAGGGAUAUUUAGAAUUUAAGUAGGUUACGUACAUAAUAUGGAAUUCUAUAUCGGUAUUCGAUUCCUUAUGGAACACAAUUACUUUGACUAAUCACCCGUUAUGGUUUAUUUCGAUAAAUCUGCAAUGUAACUUGGCUUAUGGUAUAAGUAUAAUUAUUGUCAGUUAAAUAAGCAGUCGUUAAUAGUAUUCUAUAUUGGAUCGAAGUUAUAUGAUUUAGUUUUAAUUCACUGCGGUUAGGUACUUGUAGAAAUUCCUCUUUAGUCUCAUUUGCAUAACGAUUGAUGAAUAGAUGUUUUACAUCCCCUUAUUAAGGAGAUGCAUUUGAAGAAACAAUACAGUUUUACAUAUAGGAAUGGUGGAUA